Sodiomyces alkalinus F11 is the source of this 305-nucleotide messenger RNA. RefSeq lists its product as hypothetical. Lineage: Eukaryota; Fungi; Ascomycota; Sordariomycetes; Glomerellales; Plectosphaerellaceae. The transcript has 3 exons. The record is from RefSeq and is a predicted model, not a curated record. The coding region runs from base 15 to 305 and encodes 96 amino acids.
GCGGCUUUCUCAUAAUGUCUAAGCCAACGACCACAGGUGGGCAGAAAGACGCAAUGCUCUACGAGAUUGCGACAAAUAAACAACUGGACGAGGAUAUGGUCGAGGCUGAAAUAAAGCGGCGUUUCCAGACACAAGAGUAUCCAAGCUUUACGGGAAAUUUCACCUCGUCUGAAGACGAGGGAGGCUCGUCGACUUCGUUAGAGGACUACGUGCUUGCUAUGUUUUCCACGGGGAGGACUUGCCUCACCGGCUUAUCCUGGGGAGAGAGGACGGGUUCCCCAGUCUUUCAAUGGGCAUGGUCGUAA